This is a messenger RNA of Polyodon spathula (Mississippi paddlefish), 5941 nucleotides long. RefSeq names its product keratin-like protein KRT222. The transcript is spliced from 9 exons. Bases 1999 to 3627 code for a protein of 542 amino acids. The record is from RefSeq and is a predicted model, not a curated record. Lineage: Eukaryota; Metazoa; Chordata; Actinopteri; Acipenseriformes; Polyodontidae.
AUAUAUUAUUGGCAUCUGUAUGUCCUAUAUACAGAAUAUGUAGGCGGUUACAUCUGCACAGUAUAUCUGCCUAGUAAACCAGUCUAAUUAGCAAACCAACCAGACAGCCUGAACAAGCAGGUUAGUGCACUUUCAGGGUGAACUGAGAAAUGUUCAUAAAAAAAACAAAACAAACAGAAAGCACUCCUCGAUCAGUAACAUUAAAGUUUUUUUUAUGGGCUAGCACAGCUGUUGCAGGGAAGGGCAAUGAUCAGUGUUAUUCAAGUCUCACGGCACUUAGAGAAUACUGUUUUUAAUUGUGUAAAUAUUACAUGAAGAUACCGCUUGUAUAAAACAUGCACUGUAGCAAAACACGUGUUUGUUGAUUUUACGCAAGUUUGUUAGUAAUGUAAAAUGUUGUUUUUUUCUCUGAGUGACUCAUUGCUUGCUGCUUGGUUAUUGUCUAGAUUGAUCCUUCAGAUGUCAUAAUCCUCUGUAGCCGCAGUCUUCCCAUAUAAGCCUUAAUGUCAUGUGUUACAGCAGACCGGUCACUAGUGUUUUGGGAUGUUUGCCAUUAACAGGGCACUCACUAACAUUUUAAACUCUGUGAAUUAUUUCUUACUCAUCAUUUCUAGUUAACUAACAGUCCUAGGUAUGGAAAACUGCCCUGGGUCUUAUACACUGCAUUCUCAUAGCACAUAGACUUUGUUUGUACGUGUGGUUUUACUCUCUUCUGAAUCUAAUGCCACCCAUGACUAUAAGGAACAACAAAGCAAUGGUGUGACUGUACAGUCUGUCCACUUGCCAAUUAAGCCAGAUGUUUGAGAUAAUAAAAAUCCACUUUGCAAUGAAGCAAUCCGAGGCAAACAAACCCCAGAAGCCUGUGCAUGUUUUACAGUCUCCGUACGCUGCAGUCAUUUGACUCUUUCUUUGUUUUGCUGUUGUAAAUCCCUUCGCUAGAUGGUAGACCGUCUUUAAAGGCCAACAGGUAAAGAAGAAUUUCUAACUUGAUUUGCUGUUCUGUGCUACUGGGCUUUACUUUUUGUGUAAAGCUAUACUCUUAAAGAGCAUUUUGACGAUUUUGGAGGUGAAAGGUGUUUGUAUUUUAGCACAAGAAACAUGGUUCCAUCGGAAUAACCCUUUAAGUGUACAACAGUAUGUUUUGCAUGUCAAUUUUGUAGUUUUCUUAGUUCGGAUUUACAACACAUUACCAUGCUUUUGCUAUGCUUUUGCUAUGCUUUUGCUGUGGAAAACUUUUUGGCUGCUAAUUCUUUAUUGUAGUCAAUGGAGUUUGUUCACUUUAGGCAGCACAGGUCUAAGUCACCUCAAAUAAUUAACUAGGUGGGACUAGAGCUGAAUGCACGUUUCACAUGCACAUAUAUUGGGAUCUUGAACAGGCUGAAAGGGGGAAAUCCUUCAUAGUCCAAUGAAGAGCCCCUGGGAUUUGUGAUCAAAGCAGUGGUUCAAGUGUAUUUUCACAUUAAAUGGGAGGGUCUCUUGUUAUUUUGCUUUCAGUGUUAGCAGUGUACAAUGAUCAUAAAUUGUAUUGGAUUCAUGUUUUAUCAUGCUUUUGAUUGAUUGAUCAGAAGUGUGUUAUCAAAGCUUCACUCCAGUCUUUAAUUAACUUCUAUUUCCCUGACUAUUUCAUGGUUUCAUUAUAAAUGUACAUGACUUUGAACUGCUUUGAGCUUGUCUGGAGCAUCCUAUGUGCUGGGACUUAUCACUCUUGCUCAUUUCAUAUAUAAAUCUGUUCUUACGUAUGUUAUAACAGGCUGGGACCAGAGAUGAUUUGAAUGGAAUGUGAAAGGCUGUCAGUAACGGCAACUAGGAUUCUCCAGACAAGCUUAAAGCAUAUUUUGAAGGCAGGUAGAGACAGAAAAAUGAUAAUGAAAUAAAAUCAAUUAAAACACUUUAGUUGAGAGCCGUGAGCUUGUCUCGUUCACUCACUCCUCCUUCCUAAACCAGCGCUUUGCUCGGCUUUCUCCCCCUGCCUGGUCUCGCAGCCAGCCGGUGGAGAGGAUGAGGAAGGUGUUGCUCAGCAAGCCCUUACACUCAAGUUCCCAGGAGGUCAUGAAGGACCUGAACAAGUGGUUGGCUGGAUUCUUGGAGCAGGUCUGCAGCCUGGAGAAGAUCAACCAUGGGCUGGAGGAGCAGAUCUGUGGCUGGAUGAAGAGCCACACACCCCAGCAGAAGGACUGGAGCCAGGCAGAGAUGGCUCUGACACAGCUCAGGGAGGAAGUACACAGUCUGAUUGUAGAGAAUGCAAACCUGACCCUUCAGUUUGACUUCACCCACAUGGACCUGAACCAUCUCAAAACAAGGUGUGCCGCAGAAGAAUCCCGAACGAGUCUGAUGGAGGACAGGGUGUCGGCCCUGCGUAAGGUACAGCGCGGCCUGGAUCAGCAGAGCUCUGAGCUGCAGGGAGUGCUGGAGAUGAGGAUGGGGGAGAUCAGAGACUUGAAGAUCAAUCACAAAGAGGCAGUUCAAGCUCUGCAGCAGUCUUGUCUACUCGCUCCUGAUCUUCUGCUAGUGCUGUCGGAGGACGAUGGGAGUGGAAUGGAACUCUCCCGACUCCUCAAUGAGAUCAGAACGCACUACGAGAGCCUCCUCGUCAGCAGCAGCAGCAGCAGCAAUGGGACGGGGGCCGAGGUCGCGGGAAGCGCAGCCAUCACCCAGCUGGAGGACGAGGCAGCACAGGAGAGGAUGAGAAGAAAUGGGGAGGCCUUGAAGGAGGCGAGGGCAGAGUUGAACGCGGCUCGGAGGCAGUGGCAGAGGCUGGAGGUAGAGAUCGAGUCCCUCCGUGCACUGGAGAAGGGUCUGGAGAAUUCCCUGCUGGCCUCACAACAGCAAUACGAGAGCCAGCUCCACAGCCUGGCUGCUGUAAUCCAGGGGCUGGAGGCUGAGCUGAGGGAGAUGAGGCAGGACAUCGAGAGUCAGCGGCACCAGCAUGAGAAGCUAUUCAGCACCAAGGAGCGUCUGGAGAGGGAGAUCGCCACCUACCGCAGCCUGCUGGAGAGAGAGGAGAGCAGGCUCCAUGGAUCAGAUGCCUCUGGGAAGGCUUUGGAAUUUAGCCUCUCCGGAAAUUCUCCAGAAUCAAGAACCUUCACGAAUGCCACGGACUCACGUCCUUCCAGCCUCGCAAUAAAAUCAGGUCCCUCUGGGGAUUGUAGGAAACGGAACACCUCCAGGAAUGAUGGGGGCUACCCAGCCUUGAGGAAUGGAGUGCAGCCAAACACCUUGAAGAACCAUGUAGAGCCCAAGGCUCCUGAGAAUGAUGUGAAUAAGAAAUCUAAACCACUGCGGAGACAGAAAAGCCUAGUGUUACUUCCAGUGUUGGAUAUUGAGAAGGAGACGAGGAUCGAGACCGUGACCACCCAUGAGAUCCUGCAGGGCAACGUGGUGAGGGAGAGCGCGGAGGCCCAUGGCACCAUUGAGACAGAGAAGAUUGACGAGGUGAUAAAGGAGUGGGAGGGCUCGUUCUUCAAGGGGAACCCUCACCUGCGGAAGAAGUCUGUGUCUCUGCGCUUCGAUCUCCACCUCGCUGCGGCGGACGAGAGCCGUGCUCAGACCAAGGAGGACAGUGUGGCCGACGUGGAGGUCAGGCUAGUCAUGAAGAGGUCUCUAAGCAUCGCUACCAUCACCCCCUAACAACCAAGGGUAGCCUCCUGCCAUUGCUCUUCUCUGACAACCAGCACAGGAUCCAACACAGCAUGUGCACAGCCAGGUCAUUUUACAAUGGCAUUUACUCACCUAUCGUCAGCAUAACAACUGAGCUCACAUACAAGGUGUAGUGAUUACUUGCAUAUCAUUAUAUUUCUUUUGUAUAAUCCCCUAUACACCACUCAGUGGUAGACUAUAACACUAAAUGAAACUGGUUUAGAAGCCUUUAAAACGUGUGCUUGUUUCACAUGUAAGUACAUAUGCUGUGUUCCAUGCAAUGUGACUGUGUCCCGUAGGAGUGAGGGGUCACGAAAGGGGAAAGGAAAGCAAACUCUAAUAGUGUUGUGGCAGGAAAUAUGGACAGACAAAAAGAGUCAACAGCAAAACAACGAUGGUCUUGCUGAGAACGCUCUUAUGCUCAUGCAUUUUUGAAAAUGUUUUUUUUUUUUUUUUUGCAAGCCUUGGUUUGGUAGUAUACCACAAAGGACAUAAAUUAUCAAUAGACACACUUUGAAGCCUGCGGUUCAAAUGCAAUGCACUUCUACUGCGGUUGUUUUUGAUGGGGGCGAACUGAAGAAAGCCUUUACUGGUUUGCUCACAUUGGAUUAGGCACUGUUCUGUACAAGUGCUCUAAAGUAUACUGUAUGUAAGUUAGGCUAGGCUACGACAUCAUAGUUUCAGUGUUGCCAUAGCAAAUCCGUAAGAGGAAUGCUUAUGACAUCAUAAUACAGUAGCAUGGUACCUAAUUCCUAAAUGCUGUUGGAUUAUGGUAUUAGUACCUGAUCCAAUGUAAAAUGUACAAAUAAGCUAAAGCUAAUGAUACAAAAGUUGUAAGAACCACCCUCCCUCCUUUUUUGUGAACCCUUAAGCUAAAGGAUUUGUACCAAAAAACGGCUUUCACUUUGUUACAAAAGCUUCCCAUAGUAAAAGCAUAGCAAAGUGUAGUAGAGCACAGUGAAAGCAUGGUAAUGUAAAGGUAACUGUAGUAAAGAAUGGCCAGGCAUGGUAAUGUAAAGGUAAUGGUAGUAAAGAAUGGCCAGGCAUGGUAAUACAUAUUAAUAAACAGUUCAAACCAGGGUUAAUAUGGUAAAUGCAGAGUAUAACCAUGGGAAAACUGAGAAAACACCAUUGCAAAAUACCAUGGUAAACUUUUAUAAGGACUAACCAUCAGAUUUAUUUUACCUGUGCUAGAGAAAAUGCCGGGAUUUUUUUAAUGUUUUAUUUCUGUUCGCAAAAUAGUUUUUUUUUUUUUUUUUACGACAAAUAGACAUUAAUAUAGUCAGAAAAAAUAUCAUUAUGUAUUAUGACAAUUAGGAAAGUUCUGAUUUAUUCAUUGCAUACCAAUGUAAAAAUUGCACCAUUAUUUUCCUGCAAAGGCCUUUUUUUCCCUGAAAGAAAUAGCCAUUAAAUAUUAAUUUCUUUGCAAAACAUUUAUUUACAAAAAAUAACCAGGGAUCUCAGUAAACCAAAGCAAAUAUAGGGCUACCACACCCUAACUUUAUGCAAUAGCAGAACCACACGCUAUUGAGAUCACACCCACAGUAUUCUAACACACAACAUGACACCAGUAUGCGAGUCAGUUCACAUGAUUGCAACAGCUCAGUAUACCACCUAUCCUCUCAUUAUAUUCAGUUAUUCUUUGACCUAGAUUGAAGAAACUGGGGUUACAGCCAAAAUGUGCAGGUGGUAGCCUAUCCAAAAAGAUUAUUGCAGUAAGGGCCAGAAAACGAUUCUAAUGCAAUCCAUUCUGCAGUUUCAUCAUUACAGUAUAUUAUAUGCAGGACUGGUUGAGCCUUCCAUCUGAUGAGGGACCUUCAAAAAAUAUGGGACUCACUGCAAUACAACUUUCACUUGUAUCUCUGAGCACUGUAUAUGUUUUCUAAUGUAUAUAGCGAUAUAGGACAGUAUAUGCACUUUGAGAUUGAUGCAAGUCCUAUACAGUACAAUAUACAUGUUAAUAUAAUUAUUGUACAAUAAAGAGACAACCUAACACAAUUUAGCUUUUAUUUGUAGCUGCCUAACCAUUUCUAACAAGAUUAUUAAUGAUACUACUAAUAUUAUAUGGAAAAUCUUACUAACACUAAUUAUAAUAAUGAUUGCCAUCAGUGUGGUAUCCCGAAUGUACAAUGCCUAUGCUCAUGAAUAUCUCAAGUCAUUAUGCAAUUACUUAAUAUGCUUGUUUUAUGCUGCUAGUGCAAUAUUUGAAUGGGAAAUUUGCAGUUGGGAAUUCUUAUUUGUGGAAUUUUAAAAGGGGAGGUUUUGCUUUUUACCAAAGGCAAAGUUUGUUUCAAUAAAAUGGUGC